AUGGAGCUGGGCUGGCUUUGCAGCUCCGCGGUGUGGCUGCUGCUCCUCUGCAGCCUGGCGGUGAAACUCCUGCGCUCCGACCUGUUGCUGACGCCCAGGCUGCUGCUCCACGUGGGGCUGCUGCUGCUGCUGCUGCUGCUGCUGCCACCGCUGCAGGGCUUGGGCUGCAUCUGCCUGCCCCUGCCUCUCAGCGCAGCCCUCACCAGCAUGGCCUGCUGGCUCAUCCUGGCAGGUGCCACACGCAGGAAGAGGAUCCCUGCCCCCGGGAAAGCCGUUUUCAUCACAGGAUGCGAUUCUGGCUUUGGAAAGGCGGCUGCCCACCACUUAGACACUCUGGGAUUUACAGUCUAUGCCAGUGUGCUGGACUUGAAGAGCCCAGGCGCAGAAGAGCUUCAGCGGAGCUGCUCACCAAACUUAACACUGCUGGAAAUGGACCUGACCAAAGCAGAGGACAUUCAGAGAGUCCUGCACUUCAUCAAAGCUCAGACAGUGAGGACAGGACUCUGGGGCCUGGUGAACAACGCUGGACUCAACGACAUCCUUGCUGACGCAGAGCUGACACCACUGCAAAGUUUCCGCACCUGCAUGGAGGUGAACUUCUUCGGCCCCUUGGCACUGACCAAAGGGCUCCUGCCUUUGCUGCGCUCGUCACAAGGAAGGAUCGUCACGGUCAGUAGCCCGGCAGGCAAUAUGCCAUAUCCCUGUUUAGCUGGCUAUGGGACAUCCAAAGCUGCUCUUAAUCUCCUCAUGGACACGUUUCGGUGUGAACUUGCAUCCUGGGGGAUUCAAGUGAGUGUGAUCUUUCCUGGAUGCUUCAAAACAGGUAGCACCUAUAAUCCUGAUUACUGGAAGGAAAGGAAGGACCAGCUACUGGCAGCUUUAGGCCCUGAUCUCCUGGAGGCCUAUGGAGAGGAAUACAUGGAGGAGAACCACAAGCAGUUUCUGAAGUUCAUGAAGCUUGCAGUGGAUGACCUUGACUCAGUGGUGGAGAGCAUCACGGAUGGCCUCCUCUCUACUCAGCCUCUGGCAAAGUAUUACCGAGGGAGAGGCGUAGGGCUCAUGUACUUCAUCCACCACUACCUCCCCAACACUGCCCGGGACCUGUUCCUCAAGGCAUUUUUUAUCCAUCCACAGCUGCCCAGAGGCCUGCAGCUGAAAACCUGUGACACACCUCAGGAACAGUGAGGUACUUCUGUAGUCACUUGCUUUGGCACCCAAGCAAGAAAAGUGCCUGGAAAAUAUUUCUCUUUCAUUCCUCCAGGGACCACGAUAUCCACGGGAGAAGUGUGCUUUCACUGAAAAGACGGCCUCUCACAUUCGUCAGCCCAGAGGAACAUG
Messenger RNA from Elgaria multicarinata webbii, 1338 nucleotides. RefSeq names its product hydroxysteroid 11-beta dehydrogenase 2 (gene HSD11B2). Bases 1 to 1185 code for a protein of 394 amino acids. Gene Ontology annotation, biological process: glucocorticoid metabolic process. NCBI's taxonomy places the organism in Eukaryota, Metazoa, Chordata, Lepidosauria, Squamata, Anguidae. The transcript is spliced from 5 exons. Gene Ontology annotation, molecular function: 11-beta-hydroxysteroid dehydrogenase (NAD+) activity. The record is from RefSeq and is a predicted model, not a curated record. Gene Ontology annotation, cellular component: intracellular membrane-bounded organelle.